This is a messenger RNA of Petromyzon marinus (sea lamprey), 1256 nucleotides long. RefSeq lists its product as uncharacterized. Lineage: Eukaryota; Metazoa; Chordata; Hyperoartia; Petromyzontiformes; Petromyzontidae. The record is from RefSeq and is a predicted model, not a curated record.
CAUCAUCAGCAGCAGCAGCAAGUGGCGCUGCUGCAGCUGGGGGUGGUGGUGUCGCCCCCUCCGCCGGCGGGCGACGUCUCCCCUCUCUGCACGCCCCCCUACACCCCCGGGGGACGACUCUCGCGAUUCUUCGGUGCCGGCUCCCCCCCGGCUCCUCCGACAACCGACGUCACGACCACCACCUCUUCCACCACCUCCUCCACCACCACCACCUCCUCUUGUCUCGCCGAUGUGUACGGAGAGUCCGACGCGAAGAGCCGUCCUUUUUCAUCAUCAUCGUCAUCGUCGUCGUCGAUGACCAACGGCUUCGUCUACGACGUCCUCCCUCCCACACCCGAGAGCCCCGCGCACCAAGAGCCGAGUUGGAUUCCCGGCACGGCCGCCGCGUUUGAGGACGCGCAGUGGCCGCGCGUCCUCGCCGCGGCCUCAGAGGUCAAACUCUGCCACAGCCACCACCACAACCACCACCACCACAACCGGCACAACCACCACCACCGCCGCGUGGUCUACAUGCCCGGCGAGAAGGAGCGCAUCAACGUCAUAUUCGAGCAGAUCAGCCGGAUGGCCGAGAGCUUCGAAGGGUGCAGGACGGGCACGUCGUCGACAUCUUCGUCGUCAUCUUCGUCAUCAUCGUCAUCUUCGUCGUGGUCUCCGUCGCUCGAUUACUCCAACUGGAGAGGCGACGCGUGGACUCCUGGCGUCAGCGAGUGGACACCACCGCCUUCGGACGGAGAAGGAUCGUCCACCACCACCGCCAACUUCCUCCAGGAGAACACCAUCGAGAAGAUCCUGCAGGAGGCCAUGAGCGACGAGGAGGAGGUCCAAGACGACGAAGAGGUGGUGGUGGAGAAGGAGGAGCAGGAGGAGGUGGACGAGGCAGAGCGAGAGAAGAGGGCCCGCGGAUUGAGCCGGCAGGCCGCGGGUGGCGAGGUCUCGGUGGACCUGGCGGAGGUCAGUGGCCGGGCGGCCCAGGAGCUGCAGGUGCUGUUCGAGACUCUGGAGGAGCUCUUUGCAGGCUGGGGCGGAGACCCUGAGGGGCCCCCGAGCGAGUUGCAUCAACUCAACGCGCCCGACGUCGUUUGCGGCGCACACCCAGAUGGGCGAGGAGGGAGCAGCCCCUUCUACACGUGAACAUAAGUCUGUGACUUACCUGCAUCCGUAUGGCAUAUUGUCAUCGCGCAAGAGUCGGCGGACAACAAGCAGCACGGCUUGACACAGUCUCUCUGGCGUCAGGCCCUUGUCCUCCCCCCACUAUC